This is a messenger RNA of Gallus gallus (chicken), 3140 nucleotides long. RefSeq names its product CDC42 small effector 2 (gene CDC42SE2). Gene Ontology annotation, cellular component: plasma membrane. Gene Ontology annotation, biological process: regulation of Rho protein signal transduction. The record is from RefSeq and is a predicted model, not a curated record. Gene Ontology annotation, molecular function: small GTPase binding. The transcript is spliced from 8 exons. The coding region runs from base 941 to 1195 and encodes 84 amino acids. NCBI's taxonomy places the organism in Eukaryota, Metazoa, Chordata, Aves, Galliformes, Phasianidae.
CCCGACUCCGCCCCUACCGCGUCAGUGCUACCGCAGGUCAGGGGCUGCUCCCACCCUUCCCAAGGGCUUUUUCCAUGCAGCUUUGCCGUGGAUUUUCUUUCCUGUGAAGGCUCCCUCGGUGUGAACUUCUGCUAUGCAACUGAUCCGCACGGUUUUUUUUUUUUUUUUUUCCUUCCACCUCCCAAAUUUCUGUCCUAAUAAGAAAGUUAUCAGUUUUCUGUCUGCGACGUAUAAUACUGUUCUGAUGAGUUUCCUCUCUUCCUUACCUUCCUCCUCAGCAUUCUUCUCUUAACAUUUUUCUUCACUUAUACAAUCUGUUGUACCUGCUUUUGUCUGCCUCAACUGUUUCUGGUCUAUAAAUUUUCCUUUCAAUUUUUUUUCAGGAGAGUAUGGGGUAAAGGUUUAAAAAAAAAAGUUUAAAAAGACUACAAUUUUACUUUUUAAAUCUGGUUUGUGUCAGCCUGACAAAAAGCAGAAGACUCAGUUCCUUUGUGAACAAUGAAGGACUGAGAAUUGGGGAUAUCUUCAGUAAAUAACUUGCUGCUUACAGAAACGACUGAAAUAACUCAAGUUGUGAAAUACAGGUCACUGAUUAAGAUGUUGAGCAAGACUGGACACAGUACUAGCACCUGGGAAACCUUUACUGAGAGAACGGCGUUAAGGCUUGUGGCUCUUCAUCAUGGUUCACAUAACGCUAGGGACCAAAGAAGUAAUAUUUCCAUGGUGCUGGGACCAGUCUGUUGAGAGAAGAUUCUAUAGUAACUUUUUAACUACAUCGUGUUUGUCCUGAGACUGUCUUGAGAGAAGAGCUCAAGAGAGGAAGAAUUUUCACAGCACAACCAUUACAAAUAAAUCUAUUUGAAGAACUUGCUACCUGGGGAUACUUUUAUAGAGAUCGAGUCCUGGUUCUCAACUGUGCUCACACUUCAGACUGUAAACAAUGAGUGAAUUCUGGUUGUGUUUCAACUGCUGUAUUGCAGAACAGCCUCAGCCUAAAAGACGACGACGCAUAGACCGGAACAUGAUUGGGGAGCCAACAAACUUUGUUCACACAGCUCACGUUGGAUCAGGAGACCUAUUCAGUGGAAUGAAUUCGGUGAGCUCAAUUCAGAACCAAAUGCAAUCCAAGGGAGGCUAUGGAGGUGGGCUGUCUGCAAAUGUUCAGAUGCAACUUGUAGAUACAAAAGCAGGAUAACCUUGGGGAUAUCUUUCCAGUUUAUGUGAGUUCCUACGUCUUCUUUCCUGUGUCCUCUCUUUUGCCUUGGUGACUGCCUUCUGUGUUCAUGACAAGAGAGAAGUAAUGGCUUAUUGUUCACCCUUUGUGAUCGCUCCAGUGAAAAGUUGCUGUUCUGCUCUGAUGAUGCCAUUUUUUGGAUUGGUCCAACCGUGCCUUUCAGUGGCAUACAUACAUUGGCCUCUACCAGUACCAUGGGCUUAGAGCUUUUCAGGGUUGUUUUUAGGAUUCUGUUUGUUUUAAGGCAAAUCAAAGCACCAGCCUUAGCUUCCCUCACCCCUCACAAAUACUAAUGUGCAGCAUUAUGUUGCUUUUUAUUCUUUAAAUCUUUUUCUCCACUCACGUAAUUUAGAAAUGAUUGAGUUUCCAGUAAUGUUUUUAAUCACUCAUUGUUCAUAUCAAUUUUUGAAAGGUCUGGAACCUGAAAGCACAAAUGAUUAUUUCUUACAAAAUCAGCAGAGUAGAUAACCGCAUGCUUUGUGAGGUUGCUUUGUAUGGUGGCCCCUUUGGUGCCAGAAGAAAAACUGUGUAUUGCAGACUGAUGAUACUGUUGCUGGUGAAGAAUUAUGUUGUGACACAAGUCAUGCCUGUUUCUGAAAAAGGACUUCUAACUUAGCUGCUUCAAAGUUACGUCUUUAUUUUAGUUUUUAUCCAACAGGUCUUGAAAUAAUAAAGAGAAAGCUUGCAUUCAUAAGGCAUUUGUUGUAAAUGUUCAGUAAACCAGUGUAGUACUGUACCGACGUGUUGUGGAAGCGCUUUAAUCUAUUUAAAAAGCAUCAUGUUUGACUGCUUCUUUUUCUUUUAUAAUUUUUCUUAAUUUUAGGCUGUAUGGUCAUUUCCAGUAGCAGCAUGUCAAACUGCCUGCAGUAUUAGCUAAAAAGUUUAGUAGACCUCUCUAAGUAGUUGGCAGUUUGUGUGUACUAAAUAUUUAGGGGCCAUGGAGGUUGCUAAGAGCAACAUACUAAUCUGGCAGAACAGAUGCCAGUGAAAACAACAUACAGGGUGACUUUUUACUAAGUCAGUAAAAAGCCUUUUGCUCAGGUUCCAAAGCAUGUUUCUUUCACACGUUGUGAAACCUGUAUUUUAAUAUUGCACUGUUGUCUGAUUAUCUCUGUAAAUGGUCUCUUUUCCUCCUUGCUGAUGGUUUGGAAAAAGUCAGUGAUGUUAGUCCUGCUUGAGGGAUUUUUUUUUAUUUUUUUAUUUUUUUGGUGGAAAAAAAAAAAAUCAUUCCAAGAAGGCAUAGCUGAGCCUAGUCAGAUCCAUUUUUGUGCAUAAGUACGCAUGUGUUCAUAAAUAUAGACUGCUGUCAUAAGUGAUUCUUUACUUUUUCCAUGCUUUCCCUGAUUUCACAUUGCAACAACUGUUAGGCUGAUUUAAAAAUAUAUGAACCUACUUGCUCUUCUCUCAGUUCACAAACACCACACAAAAUACAGGGUGGAGGUAGUGUGCUUCCCCUCAGUAGUGUUUCUGUGGUAGAUGUCAGUUAUCUGGUUGAAUAGCUCCAAUUAGGCUGUUUAGUCUUCACUGAUGAAGGUACUGAUUCAUGAUGACAGAAGAUCAAGACAUUCAGUUCUCCGGGUGCAUAAAUACAUGGCAAUGCAGUGAUUUUCUUUUUAGGAAUCAGCAUUUCCAGUGCCAUAUAAUCAAUGAGUUUUAAAUACACAAUGAUUAAAAAAUUAUUUGAACUUUGACAUCGCUAACAGCAGCUUAAAUUUGCCUGCCAAAAUGAUCUUGCACUUGUCAAAAUGUUUUCAGCUCACUGAAAAAAAGAAAUGACAUAUUUUUAUAACAGACAUACUUUUUUUUGUACAUCCCAUUCAUUCUUGAAAAAAGUCAGUUCAGUGUUGGCUUGUAGAUAUUAAGAGGAAAAUAUUGAGUUUGAUUCAAUAAAUGUUUUCUUUCGGUU